GGCGGUAGGAAUGGCGGCUAAGAUUACUGGAGGAAGGAGCCCAAAGACCAUGAAACUUUACUUCUAACGGCCCAGCAGAGGAAUUCGUUUCCAGUGAUACGCAGGGUCGCCAUCCUGUAACGGAUUAAAGGGAGAAGAAGUGUUUUCCCGUCAGAUUAUCGCGGUAUUUGUGCCGGUCGAGGAGUGGGACGCACUUUGCGACUUGCUAGUUAGCUUAACGUUAGUGCUGCUGACUUUGAUUCAAGGUAGCUGUUAGCUCGGUGCUCCUCUAGCCAGCUGUUGGCUACUUGGCUUGACUGGCCCAACAAGUUAACUAAGUGAUUAACUGUAUGAAAGCGUCCCUCAUUUGAAUUUUUGAAUGGUGAUAAACUCUCUUCGUCAACAGAUAGCGUCAGGGGUUUUUACUCAGAGUGGGAUAAGACGACAACAAGUCGACACAGCGCGUUGAGAACAUUAUUACAGCUAACUACAUCGUUAGCUAGUGCAGUAACGCUAGCUAAGUUGGGAUCCUGAAGUCUCGCCCAUUUUUUGGAUCCUGCCCCAGCCAUUGGCUAAGGGCUAAUCUACAGCCAACUAGUCUGGUUUUCAGGGUCGACUGGUGCUACGAUGGAAAGUCUAACGCUGAGUGAUAUCGAGCAGAAAUAUUACUCGGAUUUGUUCGUCUACUGCGACACGGACAACACAAAAAAAGUGGCUUCAAAUGGGAGAGUUCUUGACCUUUUCCGGGCGGCCCAGCUACCCAGCGAAGUUGUCCUGCAGAUCACAGAGUUGUGUGGAGCCACUCGGCUGGGCCACUUUGGGCGGAGCCAGUUCUACAUCGCUCUGAAGCUUAUUGCCAUCGCCCAGUCAGGUCUGCCCCUGAGGGUGGAGAGCCUCAACUCGGUCAAAGACCUGCCGCUGCCCAGGUUCGUGGUGGGGAAGAACGAGGCCGAGGCGAGGCAUGCAGCGCUGUAUCAGGACACAGACAGUCAGGGGUUAUACCCAGCCUCUGCUACAGCAGUAAUACCCAGACCACCGGGCAGGGGGCACCAGAACAAGAAGGGCCCACCGUCAACCACAGCACAUCCUGUUCAUGAGGUCAUCCAGCCUUUGGCACCCAGCAUAGAACCACAGCCUGAGCCAACGUCCCCGGUGGUCUCCCCUCACCAGUCUCCCCCCACCUCCCCACACACGUGGAGGAAACACAAGCGGCAGCACAGCGGAGGAAACACAGAGAGACAGCCUGUGGUGGCUGCAACUGGAGCAGUGUGGACGCAGUUCAGAGACCCACAAGCAGCUCCAGUGACCGGUGAUGGCAUGUGGUCGUCUCACUCGCCCCCUCCUCCCAGUCAGGAAAGCUGGGUCAGUUUCACAGCAGACACCCCGCCAUCCAGCGCAAUCCCCGCCAUGCACCCCUCGUCAGUCCAGGAAAGCACAACGAUACGAACAGUGGCCUCAGCAGCAACGACCAAUGAGAUCCAGCGACAGUCCAGCGGCUACGAUGAUCCAUGGAAGAUAACAGAUGAGCAGCGACAGUAUUAUAUUAACCAGUUUAAAACCAUCCAGCCAGACCUCACAGGCUUCAUACCUGGUUCAGCUGCAAAAGAGUUCUUCACCAAAUCAAAACUACCCAUUUUAGAGCUGUCACAUAUUUGGGAGCUGUCAGACUUUGAUAAAGACGGAGCCCUGACCCUGGACGAGUUCUGCGCCGCCUUUCACCUUGUCGUGGCCAGAAAGAAUGGCUAUGACCUCCCUGAGAAGCUGCCCGAAAGCCUGAUGCCAAAGCUGAUUGACCUGGAUGACUCAGCAGAAGUGCCAGAGCCGACCGCUGAUGUUGGAUACUCAGGCUCCCCGGUGGAGGUCACACCCAACAAAUCUCCCUCCAUGCCUUCCCUCAACCAGGCCUGGCCCGAGAUGAACCAGAGCAACGAGCAGUGGGAGACGUUUAGCGAGCGCUCCUCCAGCUCACAAACUCUGACCCAAUUUGACUCUAACAUUGCACCAGCUGACCCUGACACAGCCAUCGUUCACCCGGUCCCCAUCCGGAUGACGCCCAGUAAGAUCCACAUGCAGGAGAUGGAGCUGAAAAGGACGGGCAGUGAUCACAACCACCCCACCAGUCCACUGCUCGCAAAACCUCCUGAAAUGCCUGAAGAAACCAAAUUACCUGCCUCUAUGAAGUUUGUAGCCGCCAACACAGUAGGUGAUGGUUAUAGCAGUUCAGACUCCUUCACCUCAGACCAGGAGCCAAUCACAAGACAAAGGUCUCAGUCGGGUACGUCUCCAGAAGCUCUGAAGGUAGUCGCUGCUCCUCCUCCACCUCCACCCCGCCCUCACCCCUCUCACUCCCGCUCCUCAUCCCUCGACAUGAACCGCACCUUCGCUGCCACGACGGCACCAGGACAACCACAAUCCUCUACGAUAGCGUACCCACCUGCUGUGCCUCCUCGACCUCUGCCCACACAGACAUCGUUGCCUCAUAGCGGACUCACUGAGGCUGCACCAGGAGGAGCGCCGGUGCUAACAGCCACCUCCCCACAGCAGAUCCCUCAGCAGCCCAAUUUUGCAGACUUCAGUCAGUUUCAGGCGUUUGCUGCGUCUGAACAGCCUUCGAGCCUGCCGGAGGUCGAUAUCCACAGUGAGGCGGGACAGGCGGAGAAGCCAUCAGAGGGAGCCGGCCCUUUAAGAACAGUAAAGAGCGACAGCCAAGCAGACGAGAGAACGUCAGCCACUGUCAACUCGACCAAGGGUUCCUCUGGUCCGAUAGCCCCUCCUCCUAAACCUGUACGCCGAAGGUUGAAAUCUGAAGAUGAGCUUCGACCAGAGGAUGAGCAACACGGCCCGCAGAAAUCCAACGUCAUAGCUGCUGUUCUGGCCACUCAGCCCUCCAUCCCAAGGUCAGUAGGAAAGGACAAAAAGGCAAUACAAGCUUCAAUUAGAAGAAACAAGGAGACGAACACAGUGUUGGCACGACUUAACAGUGAACUGCAGCAGCAGCUGAAGGACCUGCUUGAAGAAAGGAUAUCCCUGGAAGUGCAGCUGGAGCAGCUCAGACCUUUCUCCCACCUUUAACCAACGUGAAGAGGAAAACUCUGCUGUAGUUUUCAUUUGAAGCGACGCUGUGUGAAUCCCUCUCUCCUUCAUCCUCCGCACAUCUUAGCUUCCCCCGGAGACGUCUGCCCGCCGCAGGACGCUCUGAUAAAACUCGCUCAAUCACACAUCCUAUUAAUCAUAAACCAGAAGAACCUGAGAGCGCAUUCUCACCAAGACUAAUGUGAGGAGGGGGAUUUACAAACUGGCACUUUUUAAUUUCCUCUGAGGAGAGUGAGGAGAAAGCAAAUAGAUGAACGGUUUGGAGUGGCGGACAAGAAGCUACGAGACAAACUGCUAGUGUCUGAUUAUUUUACUCUCUGAAUGACUGAAGAAGAAAGACAGUGUGUUUGUCGUGUGUGUGAGACUGUUUCUGCUCCUGUUGAGUCACGUACAUGAAGUCAGCACCCGUUUGUUUUAUCUCACAAGAGGUACAGACUCUGCCAUUCCAAACUCCCUUUAAAAGUCUGAUGACUUUAAAACAUGUCAGUAUUUCUGAGGUAGCUUUUACCCUCUAAUGUAUCACUUUAAAUGCAGAUUCAGAAAUGGGCCACAACUGUAAGAGAAAAGGACUGAAACAUUGUCAAAGAUGCAUCUUUCUACAGAAUAUUUUACCUUUUGAGUUCUGAAAAGCACUGUGAAAGGUCAGAUAAGCAUGUCUCAACACAUGCUAAAGCCUUUUCGAACAUGAAGGAGUCCACUUGGAAUCUGCGUCUAAUACACAGUGAAAACUCAGAUCUAAGCUGGUUUAUUUGUCUUAUUUCUGGUCAAAAAUAUCAAAUUAUAUUUGUUGUACGCCACAUCUACCUACAAACCCAGAUAAAUCUUAUUUAAAGAUAUAAAAAGCAAAAAUAAUACUAGUAAUAAGGCCUGAAUUGCUUGUAAUGAGCAAAACUAGACACUUUAAGGUAUAAAGAUAGAGUCUAGAGUACAGUGGUGGGUCAGUAAGGAGGGCUAGGCUGGUUUUGUGGAGGUGUGUCUGGUUGAAAUCUAGUUUCUUUAAUGGUGUAGGGACAUAGUUUGUUUGGAUCUAGAGCUAGUUAAUUGUAUUGGGUAAUGGCACCUGGCUGCAGACAUCAGACAUCUAUAAACACAUGCACGCUUGGACAUCCAUAAUCUACAGUCUCGAACUGAUCUCGAUAAGAUGAGGGUACUAAACAGUCAACAAACGCUUUAUUACUGUACAUAAAUUUCAUAUACAGAGUUCGAAAAGUGCAGACAUAUUCCAGUUUGUGCUCCCGGCGGACGGGAGUUAGACACAAAGCAUUUUGGGAACCCAGUGCAGCGCGAGGUCAGAAUACACAGGGGUUUAUGAUCCAUGUCCACAAAGUGGUGUGGCUUGGUUCAGUAGUUUUGCCAUGGUUUAGCACAUUUGACUCUGAUCUUGCCCGUGCUUCCUCAGCUGAUGUUUGUCUCAACAGCCUCCAGCCUUGCUCGUCUCUUUUAAGAGAUCCAGAUCAUUUGUCUCAGCUCAGUAGAGCUGCUUGUUUGGCUCCCAAAGGGGUCAUAAUGUGGUAACAGUCUGGCUUUUUAAAUGUGGAUUAAAUAACAACAAAGGAUGGAGGAAAGGAAACUGGCUACAGUGGCUAACAUGAGAGUCGUUUUGUAGCACAGACUUGUUCACCCAGUCACUCACGCAACAAGGUUUAUUUAGGCGACAGGACAUCACAGUUUAAAUUAAAAGCAUGUUCAUGACAGAACAGAUUUUUUUAAAUGUCAAAAGGACUCAAAGGACUCUUAUCUACCUUCACCUGCUAGAUGGCGCUAUGGGGUCAGCAGGACUGAGUAGUUGGUGAUAUUGAUUGCCUCCAUGCCAGGUAAAUCAGUUAAACAGGAAAAUAAUCACUUUUAUGUAAAGUGUAAGGAUCGUAUUUAACGGAUGUAGAGUUUUCUAACAAUUACAGUUGUGUCGAGGUCUAUUUGGAGCUGCUAAGUACUAACUCUCUUCUGUUCCCAUUCAUUCCUAACGGCUAUUCCCCACUUGCUCAUCCCCAACGGACAUUCAGGAUCACAUCAAACAACCUAUAAAUAGAUACACAAAAGGUGACCCUAAGAGAUGGAUAUAUUUUGAUAAAUAUCUGAGUUUUGCAAGCAAUUCAACACAUAUUUUCUUCAGUUUUGUAUCUUCAAAUACGAUGCUUGUCAGCUGAAUUCGGCUCAUAUUUGGCGUAAUGAUAUAUUUUUGAUUAAACUAGAUAAACUUGCUAAGAUUUGAGUUUUUUCAGUGUAGUUUGCAACGUAAAACUGACAGAUUAGACAGGAGUUUGUUUUGGUGGGUCUCUUCAUAAAACAUACCGGGCUGCUUCUUCGUCCUGACUGGAGUCGGUGUGCGUCUGUGUGAGGCCUUGUGGCUGAAGGUGAAGGCUUGUUUGACACGUGACAGCCUCCCUUGUCUCACUGCCCCUGAAGUCUACAGAAGUGUAUGAGUGAGUGAAUGAACACGCUCUGUCUUCUUCUUUCCUUAUGUUACAGUGUUUUGGGUGAUCGAUGUGACUGAAUGAGUUAACUUUAUGCCAAAUGACUGAACUGGCGCUCUGGGCUGUUUCACUCAUACAUUUCAGCUUCCUGUUUGACCUCCCGUCUUUUCCUUCACCUUGAUAAGAAAAUGUUUCACUUUGAAGGGUUUGAAGAUGAUCUACAUGGCAUUCAUGAAGAAGUGUUCCUGUGAUUUCUCCCGGCACAGAUCCAAACCGAGGGCGCGGAAAUGAGUCGAUUAAAAGCUGUUUUCCAAUCAAGCAGUCGGCACUAUGCAAGUACGGGGCGAUACAUCUCCACACAACUAUACUUAGCUGUUUGUACUAUGAUAGUAGCAACUGUGUGAGCAGUAUACUCUGACUUUUUGUAUCUUAGAUCUUCCAAAAACACCAUUUACUGUACAUUUGUGAUUCAUUUUGCCUUUUUUUUUCUUUCAGCACUGUUUUAAAGUCCACUUCCUCCCUCUUGAAGCUCCAUGUAGCUCCAGAGGGGGGAAUAAACUCCAGACCAGUGCUUUUUUUUUAAUUUUCAAUCAGGGCACUUUCACCCUAAAUCUGCAAGAUACGACCCUCGCUGGUUGUAGAUGAAGCUUAACACAUGGAGAGCAGUCAGCAGAGUGGGAGACCUGAAUGACCCAACUGCACUUUGAACUAAACCCCGGCUUUUCCCCCCUUUUUUGUCUUCUUUUACAUGCAACGUCUCUUCUUUUACCUAGCACGGUUUCUCGUCUUUCAUGCAUAUUUAAGAAGAAAGCAAAAUAAUGAACCACUUGAGUUAUGAGUAAGAUUUUCCCGUCUUUAUUUUUGUUUUGAAUCUAAAUGUUUGGUCCCUGGAGCUUCCUGUGUGUCGAAGAAUCCGUCUUCUAAAAAGCCUUACUCCCCCCCCGACUGGCGUUCAGGUUUCACGGCAGCUGACUGACCUCUCUCCUCCUUGUCGUAUCAAGGCUCGCCUUCUUUUCUCUGCUGUUGAGGACGAUGAUGUAUUGGUGUGUGCGUGUGAGUGUGUAUGUCGUUACCAGACCUGGAUCUAAUACCAUUUAAAACCCUAUUAAAAACCUCCACGUGGGAUUGAUUCAUGUUUGCUAGCACAGCAGCUCCUGAACCCAAACAAAGGCAAUCCAGGCAGGCAGAAGCAAUCAAUCAUCAACUCAAGUCUUUGAUGGGAUUUUAAAGGCUAUUCGCUCCCAGAUCUGUGGUGUAUAUUGUAUAUGAAAACACACUUUUGGACUCAUAUGUAAAUUUGCAUUAAUUGCUGACUAACAGCGAAAGAAUAUUCUAUUUAAUUCCUUCUCUCUUGGCUGUGGGAUCCUAGAUGUUUAACUGCAUGGAUGUACUGUAUCUCUGCAGAGUCAACUAGCAGCUGUGUGAUUUUUACACAAAAAUAAAA
Cheilinus undulatus (humphead wrasse) is the source of this 6930-nucleotide messenger RNA. RefSeq names its product RALBP1 associated Eps domain containing 1 (gene reps1). Lineage: Eukaryota; Metazoa; Chordata; Actinopteri; Labriformes; Labridae. Gene Ontology annotation, cellular component: plasma membrane; cytoplasm. Bases 607 to 3051 code for a protein of 814 amino acids. Gene Ontology annotation, biological process: endosomal transport; endocytosis. The transcript is spliced from 19 exons. Gene Ontology annotation, molecular function: protein binding; calcium ion binding. The record is from RefSeq and is a predicted model, not a curated record.